CAAUAUAUUUAACUGCCAAACCGUCCAUUUCAUUAUCUUCAUAUUUCUAUUCUACCCAACACCCGUUUCCCAAAUAUCUCUCUCUACGAUCAAAGCAAAAAUUUCAGGCGAAAACAACCAUGCCGGCGACGACCGAUGGUCAAGGUUCCUUCCUCAACCGCAUAAGCAUCCGCCGCAACCAGGUGGUAGCUAUGGAAAAUCACGAUCAAGAACUCGAAGACCUUGAACUCUUCCAAAAGCAUGUUGCUGACCGAUUCUCCUACAUUUAUUCCACCUCCUCCGCCGUCGCAUCCACAACCGCUAGUAACGGAACAGAUCCUUCCUCGGCAGCCAGUGAUUCCCCUAGUGCAGCCCUGGAGAGUUUCACCCCGCCACUCCUUUCAAUCUCGUGGUUCCGAAAUCUUCUUGAUACUUAUCUCUGCUGCGAGGCUGAAUUCAAGGCUGUUUUGGUAAUGGGUCGUGACCCGACCCAGUUUACGAAGACUCCGCUCGACAAACUCAUCCCUGACCUCCUUGAUCGCUCUGUGAAGGCGCUUGAUAUUUGUAACGCCGUCACACACGGCAUUGAGCUGGUCCGACACUGGCAGAAGCUGGCCGAGAUUGCCGUCACAGCGUUGCAGCAGAAUCCCAUCGGCGAAGGCCAGGUCCGGCGCGCCAAAAAGGCCCUCACCGCCCUUCUCAGUUCAAUGGUGCUUGAUGACAAAGAGAAUUUAAAUACCAGUAACCACGGCAAGUCAACAGAACGAACUUGGUCAUUCGGCCGUCGUGGCGGCGGCGGCUCUGUAAAUAGCAACAAGGACAGGUCCACUGGAAACUUCCGGUCUUUAUCCUCGUCGGUGGCGAAACAAUGGUCCGCCGCCAAACAGAUUCAGGCCAUGUCAUCCAAUCUCGCUGCGCCACGUGGUGGGGAGUCAACAGGUCUGGCCAUGCCGGUUUACAUCAUGAGCACGGUUUUAGUAUUUGUGAUGUGGGCUUUGGUGGCAGCAAUUCCAUGCCAAGAGAGGACCGGGCUUUUGACCCAUUUUGUUGUUCCAAAGCAAUUGGGCUGGGCCCAGCCUAUGAUUGGGCUUCAAGAGAAAAUUGGAGAGGAGUGGAAGAAGAAGGAGAAGAAAGGGAAUUCUGGAUUGCUUGAAGAGUUGCAAAAGAUGGAAAAAGUGUCUCAAUCCCUAGUCGAUUUUGCCGACUCGUUCCAAUUUCCAUUGGAGGAGGAGAAGUCGGCCGAGGUGGCAAUGCAGGUCGAGGAGCUAGCCGAGAUCUGCCGUAAAAUGGAAGAAGGGCUCAUGCCGCUACAACAACAGGUUAGAGAGGUGUUUCAUAGGAUUGUGAGGAGUAGGGCUGAAGUUCUUGAUCUUCUUGAUCAAGUUGGCAAAUUAUCCACCCCAGUUCCAUAUUGAUGCACAUUUCAAUUUUACAUUAGUUUGUUUAUACUUUUUUUCUUUUUUUUUUGGGUCAUGGAGAUCUAUUGUUAUGAAUUUGUAUUUAUUUAUUUUUCUACUUUUUUUUCCUAAUGGAUUCCCGGGGAAAAAAAAUAAAAAAACCAUUUUGAGAGAUUUUUUUCCGUUAUAAAAGGGUCAUAAUUUAGAGAUUAAAGGGCGAUUAAGUCAUUUUGCCCUUUUUUUAUGUAAUCUUGUUGGUGUAUCUGUUGAGGCAACAGAUGUUUUAAUUCAAAUGUUAUGUAUAAUAAAAUUGCAAUUUUUUGUUC
Olea europaea var. sylvestris is the source of this 1702-nucleotide messenger RNA. RefSeq lists its product as uncharacterized. The transcript has a single exon. Lineage: Eukaryota; Viridiplantae; Streptophyta; Magnoliopsida; Lamiales; Oleaceae. Bases 120 to 1394 code for a protein of 424 amino acids. The record is from RefSeq and is a predicted model, not a curated record.